Messenger RNA from Pyricularia grisea, 2167 nucleotides. RefSeq lists its product as uncharacterized. The record is from RefSeq and is a predicted model, not a curated record. NCBI's taxonomy places the organism in Eukaryota, Fungi, Ascomycota, Sordariomycetes, Magnaporthales, Pyriculariaceae. The transcript is spliced from 2 exons. The coding region runs from base 283 to 1644 and encodes 453 amino acids.
UUCAUCACUACUCUCGCCGUCGUCUACUUCCUGUCUGACCAUACAUUCUGAACAACAUUGAAGGGCAUGCAUGUCCAGGUUAAUUGAUAGCGGCUUGCUCCGUCCUUUCAAUUGGUACAGGCUUCCUUCCCAAUAGGAAACAGUACACAGUGCUUGCUCACCAAAUUGGUUCUCUCCAUCCUCCUGAAUCGACUUCUCCUCACUUAGCAUUCACAUUUACCUCAGAGGGUCACGAGAAGCUCCAAAGACGUCACAGUCAACAGCAACAGCCAAUUCACCCGUAUGUUACUGGUCAUCGGUUACCGGUUGAAUCAGAAAAAAAACACAGCCGGAUGUUGCUUUGUUUUUGAACCAGGCUAUCUCUCCAAGGCUGUCCUCGUCAUGAGCAACUACAACCCCCUCAUCUCCAAUGGCACAUGCUAUUUCUCGGCCGACAAGAAGUCAGACCAGAGCUUCAUUCCAUGCGGUAAUGAUGCUCUGGGAAGGAUAACCUGCUGUGGCGUGGGUGACAAUUGUCUUGGAAAUCGAGCCUGCUUCAAUGGCGCCUUCGGCUUGACCUACCUCGCUGGCUGCACCGACCCUGAGUACAAGCACGAAAGCUGUCCAGACAAGGGUGACCUUGAUGAGUCGCCAUGGACAGGUCUUGUGUACUGCAAUGGCACUUCAAAUCAGUGGAUGGCAUGUGAGCAGAAUAACAAGCCCUCUGCUCUCAGGAAAGGCGAUUUUUGCUUCUGCCCUCGCGAAACUGAAUCUCGGAGGGUUGUAUUCUCUGCACCGUCCACCCUCGUCAACAUCGCCUCCCUGCCCCCAAAGAUCAGCAGCUCUAUCCGGUUUGAGAAUGGCUUCGUCCCGACCCAGCCACCAGGCCAGACCACAGUGACACUUCUCCCACCCACCGGCACCGGCACCGCCAACAACAGCCCACAAGAGACGAACCCCGCCGAUAGUCAAGGCGAGCCUCCAAGUGACGAUGGUGGUGGCGGAGGCCUUUCUACGGGUGCAAAGGCUGGUAUCGGUGCUGGCGUCGCUGCAGUAGCCCUCAUGGCACUGGCUGCUGUCGUCUUGAUAUUCAUGCGCCGUCGGAAGCAGCAGACCGCGGGGACAUCCAACGAGAAACACGGCGAGAAUGGCACAUUCGCAUCGUCUGCAACGCAUCACAACGGCGACGAUGAUGACCACUUCGCGUCUGGCUUCGGCGCUAAGACCGUCGGGCCCAACAACCACCUCUCAGUUGCGAGCAGUAGCCACGGCACCCCUAGCAUGAUGACGGGCGUCGCCACCCCUAAUACCCCGGCACUAUCGGAGCUAGACUCACACGCCGCGCGGCCCUGGAGCAUGAGGAGCGAGCUUCCGGGAAGCGACAACGUUGCUGGUGGCUGGGAGUCGCAGCAGAAACACGCGACUAACACCCAGCCCGUCACGCCUGUGACCCCCGAGCACCCGCAGCCGGCAGCGUCUCACUACCCUGGCUUUCGACCCUACCGACCUCCGGGAGAUCCCCAUGCAGCGAACUUACCCGUAUCCCCUGUUCCAGGUUCACUGGUUCCUGGCGGGGGAGUGAACAUGUACCAGCAGCAAGGAGCAAACACACAACACCAAUCAUCCAGGCCUGGGGCGCUGAGCCCGGUGCACGAGCUGCCUUGAUUUGACUCGUUUUAUUUGUUCAUGGACUGCCAGGAGUGUCCCCAAGGAGGAAUAAUUAGCAUGGGGAGGAUGUGGCCUGAAAAAAUAUAUACAAUCGGCGUUUUCUUGGCUGGGCGUGCAAGUCGGGACAGUAAAUGCGUCCCUUGUUUUGUUUUCAUAAAUACCCACACUUGCGUUCCGCUUCUAGCAUAUUGGGGCUUGACGCACUUGCGAAUACCCUUUUUUUUUUUCUUUUUCUCCAAGUCAUUGUUUUCCUUUGUGUUUAUUUUGGUGACAGGUUGGUGCGGUAAUCGAAUGAUCGGAACUUGAUUCAUUUCAUUUGAAACCCUGCCCCUGGUCUGCUGUAACUCAUCACAUUGAUGCAAACCCUUGAGCCCAGCAUUUGUCACAUUUCCCUCCGGCUCCCCCACCCAAAGAUGAUCAAUGAAUGGCCUUAUGUGAUCACACAACAACAAAUUAAAAAUACCAGACGUAUUUGUACUGGUGGCGCUUCUCGCGCGGCACUCAUGUCAAUCGAGUCGAG